Molecule: messenger RNA, 886 nt
Organism: Nicotiana tabacum (common tobacco)
Lineage: Eukaryota; Viridiplantae; Streptophyta; Magnoliopsida; Solanales; Solanaceae
Source: RefSeq, a predicted model, not a curated record
UCUCUCUCUAUUCUCUAUUACUAAUUCCCUCAAAACAUAUCUCUUUGACUCCUUCUUUACCCUCGCCGCCCUUUUCGUCCUUCUCCACUCCUCUAAAACCCCAUGACUUAGAAACAAACUUUUCUUCAAAUCUAAGCUUGUUUCUACACACUAUAUAUAAGCAAAACUUUACGUCCAACGUAUCACUCCCUCGCCGGAAAAUCAAGAAUGGCCUCUAAAUGCAUAUCCAAUUGCGUUAACAACGCUAGAGCUCCUGUACGUGCCACGUAUAUAAAUCUUUAUAAAUGGCCUGAAUCCGACGCCGAGUUUAUAAGAUCAGUCAGCUCAAAAAUGCAAGGGAAAAACAAUAACAAUGGCCAUGGACAUGGACAUCAUCCUAAGGUGGUGGAUAGUAUUUCUUGUAGGCAAUUAUAUUUGAGGAGUUACACUUUUUCAAGGGAAGAAGAGAAUGUAAAUGAUGAGAAGAAAGCAGUAAAAUGCUAUGGUAAAAGAAAGACGAAAUUAGCUCGAGGGGAUGGCGGCGGCGGCGGUAGUUCAAGUGGUGGCCGGAGACGGACUAGAAGGAAAUGUAAAGGUUUUAGAAAGGCAAAGGAGAUAUCUUGCUCUGCUUUGGCUUCGAUUUUUCGGAGGUUAUUAUCUUGCACUACUAAGGUUGAUGUGGUUGGUUAAUUUACCCUUAGUUAUUUACUUUAAAGAUUAUAGAAUUUCCUUUUUUUUUCCCCAUAAGUCCUUUCAUUUUUUUUUUCCUACUUUGUGUUGAGUUUUUGUUUAUAUAGCAUCUUGAUCUCGUAAUUGAAUUUUAUUGUGGUAAUGUAUUUGUAAUGAAACUUUACAGGAAUGAUCACAUUUUUCGAAUGAUAGGGUUCAGUUGAACAAGGAGAUUCAG